Molecule: messenger RNA, 1718 nt
Organism: Macrosteles quadrilineatus (aster leafhopper)
Lineage: Eukaryota; Metazoa; Arthropoda; Insecta; Hemiptera; Cicadellidae
Product: tropomyosin-1-like
Exons: 10
Coding region: 197-1051 (284 amino acids)
Biological process (GO): muscle contraction; actin filament organization
Cellular component (GO): actin filament
Molecular function (GO): actin filament binding
Source: RefSeq, a predicted model, not a curated record
CAGUGGCACACACGAGAUGUAGCCUCUAGGAGCUAUAUAAAGAAAGAGUGGUGCCCGGCGGGAUCAGUUUACUCGAGGGGGGGUGGGGGGUCGCCCAUUUCGGGAACCCGGGGCCUCAGCCCCCCAGUCCCGACUGUUCCAGGGCACCGCUCGUAUCAGAUUCGGCCAGGUAGCGUAGACCAACAAAGCCGCCAAGAUGGACGCGAUCAAAAAGAAAAUGCAGGCGAUGAAGAUGGAGAAGGACGCCGCCAUGGACAAGGCGGACACCUGCGAAGGACAGGCAAAGGACGCUAACUCACGCGCUGACAAGGUCCUUGAGGACGUUCGGGAACUCGCCAAGAAGCUAACGCAAGUAGAACAGGACCUGGAGAACAACAAGAAGGCUCUGGAACAGGCAACCAAGGACCUGGAGGAGAAGGAAAAGCAGCUGACACAGGCUGAGGGUGAAGUAGCAUCCCUCAACAGGAAGGUCCAGAUGAUUGAGGAGGACCUUGAAAGAUCAGAAGAAAGAUCCACACAAGCGCAGUCCAAGCUGGCAGAGGCUUCACAGGCAGCCGACGAAGCCAAGCGAAUGUGCCAGGUGUUAGAGAACCGCAGCAAGCUCGACGAGGAGAGGAUGGAUCAGUUGACGAACCAACUGAAAGAGGCUAGGAUGUUGGCUGAGGAUGCCGACAGCAAGUCUGAGGAGGUUUCACGGAAGUUGGCCUUCGUUGAAGACGAGCUUGAAGUAGCUGAGGACCGUGUAAAAUCUGGAGACUCAAAGAUCAUGGAACUGGAAGAAGAAUUGAAGGUCGUCGGUAACAGCUUAAAGUCUCUGGAAGUCUCAGAAGAAAAGGCCAACCAGCGAGUAGAGGAAUACAAGCAACAAAUCAAGCAACUCUCCGUCAAGCUCAAAGAAGCUGAGGCUCGUGCAGAGUUCGCCGAGAAGACCGUCAAGAAACUGCAGAAGGAGGUCGACAGGCUGGAAGACGAUGUCCUGAAGGAGAAGGAAAUCUACAAGGACAUGGUCAACGAUAUUGAUCAGACCUUCUUGGACAUGGCUGGAAUCUAAUUUCAAUAUCACGAAAUUAAUUACAAAGUUCCUCGACCUCUCUAUUAUUUUACCCAUUUUGUUUUCUUACAAAAUGUUACUAAUAUUUCUUACAAAACUCUUGGGUAUUGAACAUACAUCGUCAUGCCAUCUUUAUGAAUUUUCUCCACCCCUAGAAAUUGGUUAUGAAGAGAUCUGUAUUUAUGAAAGACAUGUUUUUAGAAACAAUAUGCAAUAUAGUUCGGGAACAGUUUGGAACGCGAAUAUGGAGUUUCAAUAUUUGCUGAUAAAUUAUUGAAACGUUGUCGAGAAAAGUGGGCAAGUUAUUUAUGUAAGGUUGUUUGCCUGCAGAAUGUGUUAUUGAAUGUUUUCUGAAACACGUGAAACCUGGAAUAAGUAAACUUUACGUACUAAAUUAUUCUGAGCCAAUGAAAAACUUGACCAGAUAUUUUAUAGGCCUACUGUUUAUUCCACAACUACCAACCCUACACUAUUCCUUGUUAUAUAUUUUGAUAAUCUGUAAAUAUAGUUUUCCCCUUAAGAAAACGGUUUUCUGGAAAGUUCUAGUUGAAGUGUGGUAAUUUAAAAUCCUAAGCAUUUAUUGUAUACAUAUUUUAGAGUUUGUUGGUUUAAAGACAUAUAUUUAUUUACUAAAAUGUGAGUUUGAAAUAAAGAUUUGUGUGAAAAA